Molecule: messenger RNA, 1119 nt
Organism: Fragaria vesca subsp. vesca
Lineage: Eukaryota; Viridiplantae; Streptophyta; Magnoliopsida; Rosales; Rosaceae
Product: ankyrin-2-like
Exons: 2
Coding region: 1-1119 (372 amino acids)
Biological process (GO): regulation of transcription by RNA polymerase II
Cellular component (GO): nucleus
Molecular function (GO): RNA polymerase II-specific DNA-binding transcription factor binding
Source: RefSeq, a predicted model, not a curated record
AUGGAUGAUCAUGAGAAACUGGUCCAAGUCUCCGAGCAAGAAGUCCGAAUAGACUUCGCCCUCAACCAGAAAUGCCGCGCCAACGUCACCCUCACCUCCCUGAUCUCCACGUGUCCCGUCGCCUUCAAAGUCCAAACCUCCUCCCCUCACAAGUUCCUCGUGAAGCCCCCCACCGGCGUCAUCCCUCCCUCAUCCUCCGCCACCUUCCAGGUCAUCCUCAAGCCCCAGCCCCACCUCCCUCCCUCCUUCCCCCGCUCCCCCUCCGACCGCUUCCUCAUCAAGGCCGCCCGCCUCCCCCACCCCUCCGCUGACGUUAACGCCUUCUUCAAGGGGCCCCGCCGCACAAGCGAUUUGAAACUGAAAGUCGCGUUUGUGGGGCCCGUGCUGCUGAAGCACGCCGUGCGCGGCGGGGAUUUGGAGGCGGUGAGGAAUAUUAUCAGGAGGCAGAGGACGGUGCUGGCGGAGAUGCGGCCCGCCGAGGCGGAGGAGCUGCUGAGAGUCGCGACGGGGCUGGACGAGCCGGAGAGGAUGAUUAAUUUGCUGCUGGAGGCCGGGUUGAGGAUCGAGGCGGCGGGUGUGAGGAGAGAUGCGGUGGAUGAGCGGCGCGUGGCGGAGGCUUCUGAUCGGUUUGCGAGCGUUUUGGGGUUGAGAGAGGCUGGACCGUCGAAAGGGGAAGGAAUCAGGUUAUCUAAAGAUCACGGGCGUCGACGGGUGGGUACUGGCAGUGAUUUGCAGAAGCUAGAAUUGGGGGAAAAACUGUUGAUGGCAGCGCGAAUCGGGGAUUUGAGAGAUGUUGAACUGUUGUUUCUCGAAGGAGCAGAUAUUAGCUACUGUGAUCAAUAUGGCUUGACAGCUCUUCACGCGGCGGCCAUUAAAGGGCACAAGGAGGUUGUUCAGAUGCUGGUCGAAUUCGGGCUAGACUUGGAAUCCAGAGACGGGGAAGGCCAUGCGCCGCUGCAUCUGGCAGUUGUGGGGGGUAACUUGGAGACGGUUGAGAUGUUGAUACAGAAUGGGGCUAAUGUCAAUGCUAAGAGCAAGAGUGGGGCUACUCCUUUGUACAUGGCCACAGCUAUGGGGUAUGAUGAUAUCAUUGAGUUUCUUAUCAGCAGAGGCGGCUGA